Messenger RNA from Penicillium coprophilum, 1095 nucleotides. RefSeq lists its product as uncharacterized. Gene Ontology annotation, biological process: steroid biosynthetic process. Gene Ontology annotation, molecular function: 3-beta-hydroxy-Delta5-steroid dehydrogenase (NAD+) activity. The coding region runs from base 1 to 1095 and encodes 364 amino acids. The record is from RefSeq and is a predicted model, not a curated record. The transcript is spliced from 3 exons. Lineage: Eukaryota; Fungi; Ascomycota; Eurotiomycetes; Eurotiales; Aspergillaceae.
AUGACCGAUACAGCGAAGAAAGUCCUUAUAUCUGGUGGCACGGGAUUUGUAGGCUCGGCCAUAGUGCGGGCUCUUGCAGAAAAACACCCAGACUUUGUCAUCGUCGUCAUCGAUUCAAGGCCCCCACGACCUGAGCAUGUCCUACCAGAGAGAACUUCAUACAUGCAAGUGGAUAUUACUUCGACUAAAGCAUUGAGCAAAUUAUUCGAGGCUGUGAAGCCAGAUGUUGUUGUCCAUACUGCUGGAGUCGUCCCAAAUCUGGCCGAACGGUUCGGUCGCCGACUUGAACAGGAGGUAUGGAAGAUCAACUUUGAAGGCACACGGAAUAUGCUGGAUGCAUCCAAGCUCAGUGGGGUUGAGGUGUUCGUAUAUACGAGCAGUUGCUGCGUGGUGAUCGACGAUACGGGUACCACUCACCCUAAUAUCAAUGAAGAAUGGCCCUCGGCAUUUAGGUCAACCAUUUAUGGAGAGUCCAAGGCUGCUGCAGAAACACUCGUGCUCAAGACCUCGAGCAGCAAAAUGGUGACAUGUGCCCUGCGGCCAUCGGUGCUUUGCGGACCAGGAGACUAUCAGCUAGUACCAGCUAUUCACGCAUGCAUCGCCAAAUAUGAAACCCCUUUUUUGAUAGGGAAUGGCUUUAACUUGUGGGAUAUCACCCACGUCGACAAUGCAGCCGAUGCUCACGUCCUGGCCAUAGAGAAUCUGCUAUCGUCCCGCACAGCUGCAGGCGAGGCUUUUUUCAUUCAAAAUAACGAGCCUAUUGUCUUCCGUGAUUUUUGUCUGGCAAUCUGGGCGCAUUUUGGGCAUGUCCCACCUUUUGAAAUGCAUAUUCCGAAGAGUCUAGCUUACUUCGCCGGGCUGGCGUGUGAAACUGUCACCUGGUUAAUGGGAACAACCACAACCUUGAGCCGUGGAAGUGUACAAGACGCAUGCGCUAUUAGAUAUGCCAGUGGCAACAAGGCUAAGGAGAUUCUGGGGUACGAGGCACGCAUUGGUAUCGAAGAAGCCAUUCAUUUGAGCUGCGAGGAUUAUGCCUCUCGUCUCGGCAUAAAACUGCCCGUCGUCAAUAGCGGAAACCGGCAAAAAAAACCAUAA